AUGGAGGCCUUGUUGAAAAACAAGACAAAAGAAGAAGAACAAAAUGAGAAGGAGAAUGGGGACGAGGAUUUGAAGAUAGGGGUGACUUUGGAGGUGGAAAAAGAGGAAAUAGAUUUAUUAUGCAAGGAAAACUUUGACGAUGCUAAUGCUCUUAAUACCCUAAGUAGAGUAGGAAACUGGGAUUCUGGCCUAAGCAUGCUGUCAGAUAGCUCAUACUCCACGUCUCAUUCUUCCUUUUCUUUGACUGCUUCUUCUCCAUCUCAAUUGCCAAAAAUUCCAUCCAUGCCACAAAACGAAGUCACAAACACAGAGGUCUUAGGUGAACAGCAACAUAUGGGACAGGCUGGACAGACCCAAUCAAUACUUGAAAAUCAUCAACUUAUUUGCAGUCGGCUCCCUUGUGGAACAAAUGUUUUCUCAAGGUAUCCGUCCUACUUAGCUCCUGAUUAUGCAGCAACGACUAGCUCUCCAGCUUUUUCAUCUCAUCCACUUCCAAUUAAUUCCCACUCCGCACAGCUGUCAGAGUCCGGCUCUCCUUGCCUUCCCAUGUCUUUCCUUCCAUUUACCCCGAUAUAUGCAGAACACUCGGCCGAAAAAGGACUCGAUUUGACUAGAUCGAUAGUAGAACGACCCAGUACUAAUUGUAUCUCAUCUCUUAUUGAACGUGACUUGUUAAAUACGCCAAUGGAAAAUGCCAGUGGACUCCAUGAAAGAAAGGAGUCUCCUCAUGCAGACCUUCCUUGUCAGUCAGGCACACAGAAUCAUCUACAUUUUGAACAUCCUUCCAUUCCCGUGACGACCAAAAGUGAGCGAUCCUCCUCCGCCUUUAGAGCCUUUAGUGGACAGGAUAUAUAUAAGGAAAGGUCAAUUAGAGCAAGCUCAUAUUCCUCUGCUAUCUUUAAAGAAAAGGAUAGCAACAGCUUUGAUGAUAUAUUUAAUAGCAUCAACCAUAAUCCCAAACAGGAGGAGUAUGGCGAAAUAAGAAGUCCCGCAGAUCGUGAUCAUCUUCUUCAAGCUUUAGUUGAGCGCCUUCGUACAGCAAUUCUAAACAGUGUAGAGGCGAGUUUGAAGGAUUUAACAAAUAGGCUGAGAAAGCACGAUUUGCCCGACCAUGCAUGGAUUAACCUUUUGGCAGGACUGGAAACAUUCCUUAAACAAGCCAAACCAGAUGAGGUUGGAGUGAUUCCUCCUUUGGCCAGGAUUUUGAAAGAAUGUGCUACCGUAAAUAAUUCCUCAAAUUCUAAAGAUGUCUUGAUAUCCCCGUGCGGCCAAGAUUUACAAGAAAACACUGAACUUAAAACCAUUCACAAAGCUUCAAUGGAUAUAGAGACAUCUAGCUGGUCAUUAGCUAGUCAUGGAAUAAAUAAAAAAGUUGAGAAGGAAAAUGUUGCCUGCAGUUCACAAAUAACUAUGAACUCUAGUACUCCCAAGUUGAUUUGCUUACUUGAUGCUGAACGCAUAAAGGAACGCUGUCUAAUUAAUUUACGUAGAUCGCAUACUCGUGCUUCUUCAGCGUACAAUCGCGAACUUCGUCUCCGCAGACAUGGAAUUAGAUCAAACAUCCGUCGCGCACGGACGAAGCAACACAAUUCAGAUAAUUUUACUACCCCUCAAGAAGAAGAUUCUGCCCCACAAAGGCAUAUAAAUGAUUUUCCAGAAGAAGUUAGACCAGCUCUCCUUUUUGCAGAUCUUGGACGAACAGAACAUAUUAAUGCAUUCGAUGGAUUCGAUCGUAGCAGCAUGUCUGAAUCGUUUCAAGACAAUCUAAGACAACAGGCUAAUCCAGCAAUUUCUGAACAUGGAAUUAACAAUAAACGAGUAAGAGCCUGCUAA
Molecule: messenger RNA, 1833 nt
Organism: Protopolystoma xenopodis
Lineage: Eukaryota; Metazoa; Platyhelminthes; Monogenea; Polystomatidea; Polystomatidae
Source: the annotation of a GenBank genome assembly